Molecule: messenger RNA, 1386 nt
Organism: Pogona vitticeps (central bearded dragon)
Lineage: Eukaryota; Metazoa; Chordata; Lepidosauria; Squamata; Agamidae
Source: RefSeq, a predicted model, not a curated record
UCAAGACGACGUCCCGCUACCUCUGGCUUUGCUCUUUAAAAAAAAAACAACAACGCCAAAGAGGGGGGAGAGAGAGAGAGAGGGGAAGCGAAAGCGCCCAUCAUCAUCCUCGGCUCUCCCUCGCCCCCUCUUCCCAAAAUGCGGUCCCUGGCUUGCAACAGCUGGCUCCUCUUGGGCUCCUUCCUGAUCGCCUCCAGCCGAGGAAACCUCUCCCGCGACCUGUCCCAGCCGACAACGUCAGACGAAAUAGUUGUUGCAGGAUCCAAGGUGAUUCUCCGGUGUGAGGUGGAAGAUCCUGACGAUUCUUCACUGCAGUGGUCUAAUCCAGCCCAGCAGACACUCUACUUUGGGGAGAAGCGAGCAUUACGAGACCUUAGAAUCCAGCUGGAGAAGUCGACGCCCAACGAGCUGACCAUCAGUAUUGACAAUGCGACGCUGGCCGACGAGGGAGAAUACACCUGCUCCAUCUUCACGAUGCCAGUGCGGACUGCGAAGGCCAUUGUCACUGUGUUGGGAAUCCCGCAGAAGCCCCAGAUCUCCGGCUACGUGGCUCCUCUCAAGGAUGGCGAUACAGCCAAGCUGAUGUGUAUGUCUUCGGGGAGCAAGCCCGCUGCUGACCUCCGGUGGCACAAGGGUGACAAACCCUUGCAAAGUGAACCGUUGGUAGUAGAAGAAGAUGCCAAUGGGAAGACGUUCACCGUCACCAGCCGUGUCGAAUUUUCCGUGGGGAAAGAAGACGACGGAGCAGAGGUCACCUGUACGGUCGAUCACGCGUCGCUCCAGAACUCCGACAAAUCCACCUCCCAGCGGAUAUCCGUGUUCUACAAGCCAACAGCUAGAAUUGAACCAAAACCGGACCAUCCACGAGAAGGACAAGAUUUGGAACUUCAUUGCGAUGGUCAAGGCAACCCAGUCCCUCACGAAUACAAGUGGGAGAAAGAAGGCGCGGAGAUGCUGCUGACAGAACCCCAAGUCCAGGACAACAUCCUCACCUUCGCCAACUUGAACAAAAGCGACAGUGGGACCUACAUCUGCUAUGCCUCCAGCAUCAUGGGCAUGUCCAUAGCACGUUACAACCUGGCCGUGAAUGAUGCUAGUCCGGUACCGCAUGCCGGGGGCGCCUACCACGCCAUCAUCGGGGGAGUGGUGGCUCUCAUCGUUUUCCUCCUCCUCAUCCUGCUCAUCAUCCUGGGACACUACCUGAUCAGGCACAAAGGUAGGUCCCCUCCCGAUAUCCCCAGAGGUUCAUCUAGCUUGUUUAUUUUUCAGUGGCUCCACCCAUUCUCUCUCACUGGACCACCCAUGUGCCACAAGGGUGAACAACCAGGGGCUCAGCGGCUGCAGUUUCCCUCCGCCCUGGUGAGCAUCGCCAUUGGUGGUGAGUGA